AAAACGGAUAUUGCACAUCAAAAUGAACUCAUCAAUCAGGGAACGCAAAGGAAGAAAAAUAAUCAAAAGAGGAUGACGAGAGGAACAAACAAGUCGAGGACAGCUGUGCGCCGCUGCCACGUCUUUCUCUCCUGCCGCCGCCGAGGACGCGUCGAGAGGAGAAGCGUCGUCCACCCGCACAUCCAAGCGCGCAGGCUGCCCUGCUUGCUGCGCACGCCUACUGCAUCGCUUCCCUCCUCACACGGGCUCCAUCUGGACUAAGGUUGUCUCCCUCCCCCCUCCCGUUUUGGGUCCUACAAUACACCACCCCUUGCUUUUUUUCUCUCCCAAGGGGGAGAGGCACACUGUGGCGCAGUGUCCGGUUUCAAGCCACGCCGCGCGGCGCGCUCUCCUGCGUGGGUCAGAAAUAGAGGCAAGAGUUCCGGGAGGAGGUUCUGCUGCGAGCCACUUUGGCUGAGGCUGAGCUCCCGUCCCGAGCACAGACGCGGCGCAACCCGAGGAUAUAAUAUUCGUCGUUGCUCUUCUGCGCGGACAAGAUACGCAGCGUGGAUCUCAACUAAAUGACUGCGAGUUGACCACCUCACCAGGUGUGUCUCGCCGAUGCUCUUGGCCCCCCGAGGCCUGAGGAGAAGUGAGCCGAGCCCAGGCCCCCAUGGGACGCCCUGUUAGCCAGCAUGCACUGCUGCUGCUGCAGUGCAUGCUGCUGCUGCUGCUGCGGUUCGGUGGCGUGGCGGCGAGGAGAGGCCCCGUGCUGCUCCCCGAGUCGCCGUGUCACAAGACGGAGCACCCGAUCAUCCCCCACUCGGGGAUGGAGCCGUGGAUUUUCCGGUUCAAAGCAGAGGGCACGGUGGAUUAUUCCCAGUUGACCUUUGAUCCCAGCCAGAAUGAACUGAUUGUGGGUGCCAGAAAUCACCUCUUCAGGCUCAAUCUUGAGGACCUAACACUGAUCCAGGAGGCUGAGUGGCACUGUGACGAGUUUACCAAGGGAGCCUGCUUCAGUCGCGGAAAAUCGGAGGAGGAGUGCCAGAACUACAUCAGGGUGCUGCUCGUCAAUGGAAACCGGCUUUUUACCUGCGGGACCAACGCCUUCACUCCCAUCUGUACCAACCGAACGCUCACCAAUCUGACCGAGAUCCAUGACCAAAUAAGUGGAAUGGCCCGAUGUCCGUACAAUCCCCUCCACAACUCCACCGCACUCAUCACAUCCAGCGGCGAGCUUUACGCGGCCACAGCGAUGGACUUUUCAGGGCGAGACCCCGCCAUCUACCGAAGCCUGGGCGGCCUGCCACCACUACGGACUGCCCAGUACAACUCCAAGUGGCUUAAUGAGCCAAACUUUGUGUCAUCCUACGAUAUCGGCAACUUCACCUACUUCUUCUUUCGGGAGUACGCGGUGGAGCACGACUGCGGUCGCACCGUCUUCUCCCGCGCCGGCCGCGUCUGUAAGAACGACAUCGGCGGGCGCUUCCUCCUGGAGGACACGUGGACGACCUUCAUGAAGGCUCGACUCAACUGUUCCCGGCCGGGAGAAAUCCCCUUCAACUACAACGAGCUGCAAGGCACCUUCUACCUGCCGGAACUGGAGCUGCUCUACGGCAUCUUUACGACCAACGUAAACAGCAUCGCUGCAUCCGCCGUGUGUGCCUUUAAUCUGAGUGCCAUAUCGCAGGUCUUCAACGGACCCUUCAAGUACCAGGAAAACUCCCGCUCGGCCUGGUUGCCCUACCCCAACCCCAACCCCGACUUCCAGUGCGGCACCAUCCACUCAGGUUCGUACGUGAACCUGACGGAGAGGAACCUGCAGGACGCCCAGAAGUUCUUGUUGAUGCACGAGGUGGUCCAACCCGUGGUCGCCGUGCCCUACUUCAUGGAGGAUAACGUCCGCUUCAGCCACGUGGCCGUGGAUGUGGUGCAGGGCAAAGACAUGCUCUUUCAUAUCAUCUAUUUAGCCACAGAUUACGGCACAAUCAGAAAAGUGCUCUCGCCUCUGAACCAGUCCACGGGAAGCUGCCUCUUGGAAGAGAUCGAGCUUUUCCCCGCCAGGAAGAGGCAGCCCAUUCGGAGCCUGCUGAUCCUGCACAGCCGAAGCGAGCUGUACGUGGGCGUUCGAGACCAGGUCAUCAAGAUCCCCCUGAAGCGGUGCAGCUACCACAAGGGCAGAGAUGCGUGCGUGGGGGCCAGAGACCCUUACUGUGGUUGGGAUCUCCUGCUGAAGAAAUGCACCACGCUCGAAGAAAGCGCCAGAAUGAGCCAAUGGGAGCAGAGCAUUACAAAGUGCCCCGUCCGUAAUGUGACGGUUGAUGGCGGCUUUGGCGCCUGGUCGGGAUGGUCGGCUUGUAGCCACAAUGACGGCGGCAGCGCGGGGUCCUGCUUAUGUCGGACGCGCGCAUGCGAUAGCCCCAUUCCUCAGUGUGGCGGUCAGAGGUGUCACGGCAUCAGCGUUGAGGUCGCCAACUGCUCCAGAAACGGAGCCUGGACUCCGUGGACUUCUUGGUCUCCUUGCAGCACCAGCUGCGGUAUUGGCUUUCAAGUUCGUCAGCGCUCCUGCAGCAACCCGACCCCACGUCACGGCGGCAGAGUGUGUGUGGGGCAGAAUCGCGAGGAGAGGUACUGUAACGAAAACCUGCCCUGCCCGCCACACGUCUACUGGUCGGCCUGGUCGGCGUGGGAACGCUGCAACGUGCCUUGCGGCGGCGGCAUCCAGUCGCGCCGGCGAACCUGUGAGAAUGGCAACGACUGUCCCGGGUGUGGCCAGGAGUACCAGUCGUGCAACUCCCAGCCUUGUCCUGACCUGAAGAAAACCACUCCGUGGACCCCGUGGACACCGGUGAACAUUUCCGACAAUGGCGGGCACUAUGAGCAGCGUUUCCGUUACACGUGCCAACAUCGUAUCCCGGAUGCCAGCCUGCUGGAGGUGGGCAGGCAGAGAAUCGAAAUGCGCUACUGCUCCAGCGACGGCUCGACGGGCUGCUCCACUGAUGGUGAGGUUCUUCAUCUGGGCAAGAUCUCCGCACGCACCGUCAACGGUGGCUGGUCCUCGUGGUCUUCUUGGACCCAGUGCAGCAGAGACUGCAGUCGUGGCAUCCGCAGCAGGAAACGGGCUUGCAGCAACCCGGAGCCAAAGUACGGGGGUCAGACCUGCCUGGGGGCCGCCCAGGAGUACCAGGAGUGCAACACCACUCCUUGUCCCGUGGAUGGGAGCUGGUCCUGCUGGUCUCCGUGGUCCAAGUGCUCCGUGACAUGCGGAGGCGGACAUUACAUGAGGACUCGAACUUGCAGUAACCCCCCGCCUGCUUACGGAGGGGACAUCUGCCUUGGCCUGCACACUGAGGAGGCGCUAUGCAACACUCAAACCUGUCCAGAGAGCUGGUCCAGCUGGUCACAGUGGUCCCAGUGCGACUCCAGAGGGGCCCAGAUGCGUGUCCGUCAUUGUGAUGUCCUGUUUCCUACUGGAAAUCAGUGCUCAGGAAACAGCAGCGAGAGCAGGCUGUGCUCUCCUGAGUCCAACUUUAUACCAGAAAUCUCCAUUGCACGCUCCAGUCAGGAGGAGAGACGCUGUGGAGAUUUCAACCUCUUCCACAUGAUCGCUGUGGGGCUCAGCAGCUCCAUUCUGGGAUGUCUGGUCACCCUGCUGGUGUAUUCGUACUGCCAGCACUACCAGCAGCAGUCGCACGACGCCACCGUCAUCCACCCCAUCUCCGCCGCGCCGCUCAACACCAGCAUCACCAACCACAUCAACAAACUGGACAAAUACGACACCGUGGAGGCCAUUAAGGCAUUCAACAAAAACAAUUUGAUUCUGGAGGAACGGCAAAAGUACUUCAACCCACAGCUCACUGGGAAGACCUACACCAACCAAUACUUCACCGACCUCAACACCUACGAUGACUAUUAAACACGAAGACGCCAAACUCCCGUCCUUCCAUGUCGACUGAAUUAUUUUGCGUUUGGUAUAUCUUGAGAUUCGUGAAACCACGCGUCGGGCAGCUCCGUUCGCUCUGAGACUUCUGGCGGAAAAAACAUGAACACGUCGCCAUGCCAACAGAGGGAGCGGCCCACUCUCAGGUGCCUUGCGGUACACUCGGAAAGCUCAGUUCACUUUCUGGGGAAAAGGACGACUGGCUCUCCCACUGACCCAACAACUCGACAAAGACAAAAGGGGAAUCCAUUUUAACUUUUCCUGUGACCCUCGAAAAGUGCCGCAUUUAUAAUGAGGCACCAAAAAAAAAAAAAAAUCUGCUUUGCAUGACACAUCUGACGUCUCAGUUUGCAUGGUAGCAUUCCAUUAGUUUUGUUUUUUUUGGGGGGGGGGGGUUUGUUCACGUUUCUUUUUAAAGAUGACUAGCAAGAAUCAGGAUGUAGAUAUUUGAAGUCAAGUUUUUUUCCCGCUUAAAGACUCGUGCAACAAGUGAUUGAAUCAGUUGCGGUCAACUUUGUAAGUUUUUCUUUUUUUUUUUUUUUUUUUACAUUUGUCUCAAGUGUUAAAAGAAUUUCUUGGUGUAUUCUGAAAAGUAACUGCUACCAAUUCAGUCACAGUACUUUUUGUAUUUUUUGUAAAAAAAAAAUGUUCAAGAUAAAACAGUGUUUGCUUCUCUUUUUUUUGUCUUUGUAUUUGUGGGAGCAGGAUGUUAAUGGUAUUUACUGUACAGACGCAGUGUAGCAAACACUAUCCUUGACAGCUUCUACCCGUGUAUACUGCAAGCAAAGGUUGUCAUCAAGAGAAGACAUUUUUGUUCAGAACCAAAUAUUAGGUUAUUCAGUGGUUUGGUUGCGACUAACUUUUUUUUUUUUUACAUGUCUGCUUGUGUUGCUGUGCUUAAAUUAAAAGCUGCUUCAGACACUA
Messenger RNA from Hippocampus comes (tiger tail seahorse), 4843 nucleotides. It is a transcript of the gene sema5a, whose product is annotated as sema domain, seven thrombospondin repeats (type 1 and type 1-like), transmembrane domain (TM) and short cytoplasmic domain, (semaphorin) 5A. Gene Ontology annotation, molecular function: chemorepellent activity; semaphorin receptor binding. Bases 653 to 3895 code for a protein of 1080 amino acids. The record is from RefSeq and is a predicted model, not a curated record. The transcript is spliced from 23 exons. Gene Ontology annotation, biological process: semaphorin-plexin signaling pathway; neural crest cell migration; positive regulation of cell migration. Lineage: Eukaryota; Metazoa; Chordata; Actinopteri; Syngnathiformes; Syngnathidae. Gene Ontology annotation, cellular component: plasma membrane.